This is a messenger RNA of Lonchura striata (white-rumped munia), 1173 nucleotides long. The record is from RefSeq and is a predicted model, not a curated record. Lineage: Eukaryota; Metazoa; Chordata; Aves; Passeriformes; Estrildidae.
AGGCAGCAGCGCCUUCCCGGCGGGGUCUUUCUGGCCUGUUUUUUUACUUUCGUCCCAGUGAAUUUGGAGCAGCUUUGCUUUGCAUUUGACCCCCGUCGCUGUUGGAGUGGCCGGCUGUCCCGCAGAGCCGCCCCGGCCCGCUUGGGGCUUCCUCAGGUGUUGCAGCCCGCGGGGCGCGGAUCCGGCCGGAGGAGCGGCGGGAGCGGCACCAUGCCUGCCAGCUUCUCCGGGCGCUGCCUGGUGUGCCUGCUGCUGCUGCUCUGCACCAGCUUCUCGGGCGGGAACCCUGCAGAUCCAGCUAUGACAACACAAGAUUCCAAUCAGACUCAGGUCAAUUCCGUAACUAAGAUGCAACCUGGACAUGACUCAUCUGGUCCUGAUGCUGCCACACAAGAGCUCAAGCCAGCAAGCAAGCAGAACACUAACAUCUCAGAGUAUGAGAUUGUCCUACCUGGUGUGUCUGAAAAAAAUAUCUCUUUGGCCAAUCCAACUAAAGUUGAACUUACAUGCAAAUUAGAUGAGAAUUCCAAUCUGAAAAAUCCUCAGGUGACUUGGAAAAAGGGAAGUGAAACAAUCAGUCACACCAGUAAAACUCAGAACAGCUGGACCAUUGAAUUGACCAUCUCAGGGAGCCGUGAGCUGGGAAGUUACACUUGUAUUCUGAAGGCUGAAAAAGAAGUCAGUGCUACGUUUCAUUUGCAUGUACCAAUCAUUGAUGGAAGAGAAAAACCCAUAAUCUCUUAUGAAGGAGAUAUAGCUGUAAUGGUUUGUACAACUGUGUAUAAUCCCAAGGCCUGGGCCUGGUAUAUGACCAAUGGAACUGAGCUGGUUUCCAUUGAUAAGAUGUUACCUGUGGACAAGUUUCGAAUUAAGAGUCCAUCUGUUAGUAUAAACCGUUUGGAGGUAGUCAAGCUCACCAGGGAAGAUUGUGGUGUAUAUUGGUGUGAAGCUGCUUUUGAAUUAGGGCCCAGUAAAUCAAGGUUUGAACUUAGAGUUCUGUCCAUCGCAGCACCUCUCAAGCCCUUUGUAGCAGUUGUGGCUGAAGUUGCUAUUCUUUUAACUACUAUUGUCCUCUAUGAGGUGUAUUCGAAAAGGAAAGCAAAAGGAGAUGAAAAACAGUUUGACCAAACUGAGAAACUGUCAGAAGACAACGUAACUGGGACACGCAAGUAG